Hyaena hyaena (striped hyena) is the source of this 2197-nucleotide messenger RNA. It is a transcript of the gene TRIAP1, whose product is annotated as TP53 regulated inhibitor of apoptosis 1. NCBI's taxonomy places the organism in Eukaryota, Metazoa, Chordata, Mammalia, Carnivora, Hyaenidae. The record is from RefSeq and is a predicted model, not a curated record. The transcript has 2 exons. The coding region runs from base 37 to 267 and encodes 76 amino acids.
ACGACAUCAGAGCGCGCCGCCACUGUCGUCGCCGCCAUGAACAGCGUAGGGGAGGCCUGUACUGACAUGAAGCGCGAGUACGACCAGUGCUUUAACCGCUGGUUUGCCGAGAAGUUCCUCAAGGGGGACGGCUCCGGGGACCCGUGCACCGACCUCUUCAAGCGCUACCAGCAGUGCGUUCAGAAAGCAAUAAAGGAGAAGGAGAUACCUAUUGAAGGACUGGAAUUCAUGGGCCAUGGCAAAGAAAAGCCUGAAAGCUCUUCUUGACCUUGACAGUCACCUUGAAAAUGGACUCCUCGAAUCAGGAAACAGAGGACUCUGGAUUUCAUCAGUUAAGGCUGUGAAAAUAGCCAUCGAUUUGAUGAGUUUAAGAGGGAGGAGUUUUCUUUCCUCCUUAAUUUCCUCUCACUUGUAAAAGAGGACGAACCGUCACUCUUUGCUUUGAGAUGAUUUCUCACUUACUCUGGCAUCUUGCUGAACUUUGUGUGCUAAAACAAUGAUUUCUUGGGAUUAUGGUUGCAGUACUUGGUCUGGGAUCAGCUUUAAGUAUCCUUUGUAUGUGAACACUGAUAGACUUGUCAGGAUGAUCAGGGUUGCUCUGAAGGACAUUAGGUACAUUGUAUUGGGGUUAUUCAUGGAAGCAGUCGGUUAGGAUCUCUUUGCUCUCAGGGAGCUAAUGCUCUGAAAAGGGUUCCCAGCACAAGUUUUAAUCAAUGCUUGGGAGCACGGCUUUAUUUUUAUAUAAUAACUGUCAAGAUUGCUGAUGGACUGGGUUAGCCAAGAGGAAAAUAGCUUUAACAGAGUUCCCUGCCUUAAGAAGAGAUGUCAGAUUUCAGAUUAAGAUGUGAAAGCUUGAAGAGUGUUGCAGUAAAAACCGUUUCAGAGCUCAUAGUGUAGUUUAGGGAUUAAGAUUCUUGGAGUAACUAUGGAGGAACAUCCUAAAUUGCAAAGAUUUGCUGUUGCCAGCCUUCAACCCGAGUCAGUUAAGCCAACUUGUAUCAUCAUAAAACUGCCAAAAUGCUGCAUCUGGUUAAAGGGGAAAAGAGUUUGCUUUAUUUGCCUUGUCUACCCACCCUGCCCUGUAAUGUGUGUAAUCAUGAAAAUGGAGUAAAUUGUAACCUCUAGUUUCAUUAUUUGCCCCCUGGAGAACCCAGGGCACUUUAUGGAACAGCCAUUACACUGUAACCACACAUAUCCCAUAUAUACACUAAGGGAGGGUUUUGGGGUUUUUUAUAAUUUACAGGUGAAAAAUGAAGAUUUAUCUAAGCUAAAUAGUGUGCUAUAACAGUUAGAAACCUCACUGAUUAUCUAAAGUUUAUUCCCACAGUAAGGUACACAAGUAACUACCAUGCUUAUAUAACUGCACAAAAAAAAUGCCAGGAUCAGGUGAGCAUUUACAUACUUUGGAAUGUCAGGCUAUCACCAAAAUUGCACCUACUGAGUAAUUUGGUUCACAUAUAUAUACCCAAUAGUAUGAAACAGUUUACAGAAGGCAAAGAUUCUAUUAUCCUAUUCAGUUUACCAAUGACUACUUUGUAUUUAACAUGACCAGUCCUUAACGUCAUGUCACGACAUUCUACAUUUAUAUUUUGACUGGUUACAGUCCAUUAUACAAGGAUUAGAAGAGAUCAUUGGAACCCAGUUGAGGGAUGCCUGGCAGCAAGCCAAAGUUAAGUACAUCUUCUGACCUCAGCCUGGCCGCAGGCACAACACUUCCAGACUGAUUUGGAAGCACAUGCACAGGCUGUGGUUAGAUCACUAAAUGGUAAAGAUAGCAGGGAUCCUUUUUUCCCGACUGUAAAUGGCUUUCAUGCCUUGUGUUCCCAUAUGCCUCACCUCUGUGGUACUAGUUUACUCUGUGUACUAUGCAAUACCAAAACCUGGUAGCCUCUUGAAUCUUACUACAAAACUGUCUGGUUGAGCCUUAAGAAUAAAACCAGCUCCAAGCCAACCACGUUCUUUUAUUGUAAUUGCUACUGCGGGAAUAAUUUUUUCUGAUUGUUCUUCAUUCUUCUUUGGCUUUAUCCACUCCAUAAAGUGACUCCAACUAUCUCGGCUACUUCAAAGAUUUUAAAUUUUGGAGAAGAAUUAAUUGCUUUUUAAGGGUGACUUUGUUACUAUUGUUUCUCCUUAAUUCUUAAUGCUACAGGAAGGUUUUAAUUCCAGAAACAAAUAAAGCCAAUGGUAUAUACAGAAA